This is a messenger RNA of Phyllopteryx taeniolatus (common seadragon), 696 nucleotides long. RefSeq lists its product as uncharacterized. NCBI's taxonomy places the organism in Eukaryota, Metazoa, Chordata, Actinopteri, Syngnathiformes, Syngnathidae. The record is from RefSeq and is a predicted model, not a curated record. The transcript is spliced from 3 exons. Bases 54 to 686 code for a protein of 210 amino acids.
UCUCGCAGUUUUUCGAUUUCCAUCUGUACAAGUUACUCCUGUUGUUUGCAGCUAUGACCAAGAAGAACUGUCCUCGUGGCAGCAAAUGGGACAACCUCGUCAACACCUGUAUCCCAAAUGUGCUGGAAACCAGACCUGAAUCUCCAACAGUGUUGACCCCAGUUUUCCAUCAGAGAACCACAUCUCCUGAUGCCUGGGCAGACCCGGCAAGUGCCCUGAGUCCAGUUCUGUGGAUUGUGGUGGUGUUGACAAGCCUGGGCUCCAUCGUGGCUUUGGCUCUCUGGUUUAUUAUAUACAGACAGCAAAGCAGACUCAGUAGAACCUCAGAAGAAAUGGAGCCUGGGCCAGAGCCUCCCCAGAAAAUAGAGCCACCUAUUGAAGGUCACUUUUCCGCCACACGGAGAGGGAGAAGUAUUCCAGAUGAGAUGUUGCACAGAGCUUCAUCGGCCCCUUUAGCCUGUGCCCACCUUUACCACCAGGGACCCCACAACAUCUCAAAGUGGGAGGAGGGAUUAGGCAAUUGCAGGGGCCCCUGGAAAUGUCAGAAGGCAACAGGCAGAGGGGAAACAGACCACGCUGAGGAGCUUGGAGGUUUGCCAGUUUGCAAUGCAAUGAGAGCGCACAGACUUCCACUUCCCGCCACAGAACUGGGUGGCACUACCUUGGUUACAACCAAAACUAUGUAGUUUGUACUCC